UCAAGACAGCGUGGGCCAAGGCAUUUGUAAAGCUAAUGUACUUGGUGAAGAUGAAGAAGUAAAUGCAAGUCAAAGUUUAGAGAUCUGUUGCGUUACGACACCAGCAUCAUGGCGGGGCCCGCAAGCGUGUUGCUUCGCGAGCAGGGCCAGCACAACUUCUCCGGGGACAACUCGACGGGCGUCAGUGUGCUGCAGACAGUGCAGCAAGCUCGCGAGCAAGCAGUACUGGGAAACUACUCAGAGGCACUAGCCGUGUACGAAAUGCUAGCGCAGACGGUCGAGAACUUCGGGGGUCGCAGCGAAACCUGGGUGCAAUGCCGCUCGCAGCUGCGCGAAGAGAUGAGGCUGGUCCAGAAUUUAGAGAGCGUAUGGAAAACGCUUGAAAGUGAGCCGGGCGGUCCUGGCGCGACCGGCACGGGCGUCAAAACAGCAGUGACCAGUAGCGGUCACAAUUUUCCGCAAGGCGCUGAACAAGGAGAAAUAAACAUGGCCCAAGCCCCAGCUGCUGGAGAAAAAAACUCCUCCACCUCCGCGCUUCUGAGCGAAUUUCUCAACAACAGUGAUGACGCGGCCCAGCAGUCCGGCGGCGACAUUUGGUCCCCGCCACCGGCGAAGAAGCGUGGAGGCGCUGCUCCGUGGGCAAGCCGGGGACCGCGGGUGGCAACCGGAACAGCCGGCGGGGCCGUUGGCGGCGGCGCAGCUGCUGCUUCCGGUUUAUCAUCUGCUAACGCCAUGCCCUCCAUGACGGCCGGUGGCGCACCUACUACUGCUGCCCAACCCGCUCGACGGGGUUCGCGAAACUAUGCGAAGCCCUGGACGGCUGCACAGCAACCCGAACUACACUCGGCAACUGGACUAGGAACAAAAAGAUCUGCGAGCACUGGGGGCAGCGGCGCAACAGGUUCAUCAGGUUCCCAACUGGCGGCUCAGCAACAAAACGCAAACCACAACCCUGCGCGGCAGCCAGCCGGCACGUCGCACGGGCAUGCACCAGGUGCAGGUGGUCCCCAUCAGCAGGUUGUUUCGGGCCGGGUGUCCUACCUGGAGCACGUGUAUGGUGACCGCAUGGACGGACCCGACGCGGAACUGAUUCAGAUGUUGGAGCGCGACUGUGUGGAGUCCGACCCGCAGGUUUCCUGGGACGCCAUUGCGGGCUGCGAAACCGCGAAGGACUUGCUGGACGAAGCGGUCGUCAUGCCCUUAGCGAUGCCCGACUACUUUCAAGGCAUCCGACGGCCGUGGCGUGGGGUGCUGCUCUUUGGCCCGCCGGGAACCGGGAAGACCAUGCUCGCGAAAGCCGUCGCCACCGAGUGCGAAACAACCUUUAUGAACGUCUCCGCGUCCACCAUGGCUUCCAAAUACCGGGGCGACUCCGAAAAACUUGUUCGCCUGCUCUUCGAAAUGGCUCGGUACUACGCUCCGACGGUCAUCUUUCUCGAUGAAGUCGACGCGCUGGGUUCCAAGCGGGGCGAGGCCUCGGAGCACGAAGCGAGCCGCCGCGUCAAGUCGGAGUUGCUCGUGCAAAUGGACGGAAUCAACAGUAAUCCGCCCGGAAGUAGUAAUUCGGGAGGUGGAGCAGACCAGCAAGCGGCAACGGCUUCCGCAGGAUCCGGUUCUGGUGGCGUGUCGCAACAACAAUCGCAGACGAAAUUGGUGAUGGUACUGGCCGCCACCAACCGCCCCUGGGAUUUAGACGAGGCUUUGCGGCGGCGCUUGGAAAAACGCAUCUACAUCCCUCUGCCGGAAGCGGCGGGCCGACGGCAGAUUUUUGACCUGAUGUGCAACGACAUUCGCGUGGCGCCCGACGUCGACUUUGACCGGCUCACGGCGCUUACCGAGAGUUACUCCGGAGCGGAUAUCACCAACGUGUGUCGCGAAGCUGCCAUGAUGCAGAUGCGGCAGCACCGCGAGGCGCUGCGCAAAGCGCGGAAGGAGAAAGCCAACGUGGCCGAGAUGGCAAGGCAAUUCGAUGAAGUGCCAAUCACCUUUGACGAUUUUCUGGCCAGUCUGAAGAACGUGAGUCGCUCAGUCGGGAAUGAUGAUUUACAAAGGUUCCAGGAUUGGAUGGCGGAAUUCGGGGCGACGAUCUAGAAGAAACUUUGCGACAGCAGGUAGAGACCGAGCAACGCGACAAGGCCAAUAUGGGCGUGUCCAGAUACUUCAGUUCAGUCUCGUCGCGGCGGCUGCAGUGUUGCGACCGUCAAACAAGCCGAGCCACAGCACACGCGCCGAUUACGAAAUCCUGGGCCGGGCUACAGCCCUCUCCUUCACGGACCCUUUCCAAAGCGAACAUUCUGCGGAGCGUCAUGCGAUGUGAGAAGAGACGACCCGGAGGCAGAGGCUGAGGAAGGUGUGCACAGCCGUGGAUUGUGGUGGAACGCCCACAAUAGUAUAGACUGUGCUGAUGUGUGCUACGAAUAAAGACAGAACAUUGCCAGGCAGGAGCAGAUCGUGGUGGCUCUUGUUUUCAGUAAUGUGAUUCAAAAUUUUUAUCUUGAUAAACCAGUACCAGUCAUCUGGUCUCUACACUAAGC
Molecule: messenger RNA, 2534 nt
Organism: Amoebophrya sp. A120
Lineage: Eukaryota; Dinophyceae; Syndiniales; Amoebophryaceae
Source: the annotation of a GenBank genome assembly